AUGGCGGAUGAGCGAACGAUCAGUAUGUUAAAAAAGAAACGCGGCAUUAUCAAAAGUCAAUUAUCGAAAUUCACAACAUAUAUUGACAGAUUUAAUGAUUCGAGAAACUUGACGGAAUUAACUGCGCGACUAGAGAAGGCUGAAGAUUUAUGGGCAGAUUUUGACAAAAUACAAACGGAAAUCGAGUUAGAGGAUGACACCGAAACGCAAUCUGAGCAUCGCGAUGCGUUCGAAACAGCAUAUUUUAAUGUAAUAGGUAGGGCGAGACAGCUUAAACAUGCGGGAUCACAACAAGCGAGUUCAGAUGUACAGCCACAAGCGAAUCACACGUGCGCUAAUCAAAACGUAAAUUUGCCCAUAUUGAAAUUGCCAGAGUUCAACGGAGAAUACAGUAAAUGGAUACAGUUUAACGAUACAUUCAAUGCGAUAAUUCAUAACAACAAUACGUUGAAUAUCACGCAAAAAUUUUAUUAUUUAAAGUCAUGCUUGAGUGGAGAGGCCGCUCAAGCAUUAGAUACAUUAGAGGUAUCGGACGCGAAUUAUGAGGUCGCUCGGGAUAUCUUAAGACAAAGGUUCGAAAACAAAAACAUUAUAAUACAUAGUCACGUAAGGGCUUUAUUCGAAUUAUCACAGGUAAUUAAAGAUUCACACACAUCUCUUAGAAGCCUCAUUGAUAGCAUGUCACAACAUUUGCGAGCUCUAAGGUCCUUGGGACAACCGGUCGAUGAAUGGGAUUCGAUGAUCAUUUUUCUUAUUACGUCAAAGUUAGAUACGAUAACGCGUAGGGAAUGGGAAAAGGCAACGGUCAAGCAUAGCGAAUUACCAACCACCAAUAGUUUCAAGGCUUUUUUAAACGAACGUUGUCAAUUUCUUGAAAAAUUAGCAAGAGACGAUAAACAGACGAACAAACAAAUUGGAAAUAAAGAAAAUAAGGAUAAAACAAGGUUAGGCACAUUGACGUGUUUAGCAUCAAACCUUGCAAAAUGCUUAUUUUGUAAGGGUUCGCAUAACAUAUAUUCAUGCAAGGAUUUAUUAAACUUAUCGGUAGAUAAGCGAUUAACACAAGUCAAGAAACUAAAAUUAUGUACGAAUUGCUUGAGAAGUAACCAUUUUAGUAGAGAUUGCAAGGCAGGUGGUUGUAAAAAAUGUAGCGGUAGGCACAACACGUUAUUACAUUUCAGUGACUCCAAAGGCGAAAAUGAGAGAGACGAUCAUUCGACUGCUAAUACGAACAGUGAAAACAGCGUAAAGGAAUCGGCGGUGGCCACACAUGCAUUACAAAUAAACAAUAAUUCAUAUAUACUGUUAGCGACGGCCAGGAUUGUCAUAUUCGACAACAAUGGUAAGCCUCAUCAAUGCAGGGCUCUAUUAGAUAAUGGAUCGCAGUCAAAUUUUGUUACAAAACGUUUGUCUCAAAAAUUAGGUGUCGCGGGGACGCCUAUAAAGCUUCCGGUUUGCGGAAUCAAUCAAAGUGUAACGACCAUUUCACAUAAAAUCAAUGCCUCCGUUAAGUCGUUUUACAAUGAUUAUAGGGCCGAAUUGUCAUUCUUGGUAGUUGAAAACAUCACGCAAGAAUUGCCAAACAAAUUUUAUAAUAUUUCAACAUUAAACAUACCGGAUGAUCUAUCAUUAGCGGAUCCGCGUUUUAAUUAUCCCGAUAGGAUAGAUCUACUGUUAGGCGCGGGUAUUUUUUGGGAACUUCUUUGUGCAGGACAAAUUCAAUUAGGUAAGGGAAGGCCAUUCCUUCAAAAAACGAGAUUAGGGUGGGUCAUAUCGGGACCUAUGGCACCUAUGUGCAAGGAAACAGUAUCCCUGUGUCAGGUCAGCACCAUCCAAGAAGUGCGCGACAAUUUAGAGCGUUUCUGGGAGAUAGAGGAAUGUUUCACAGCACCAAAAUAUACACGAGAGGAAUCUGAAUGCGAAGCAUUAUUCGUUAAAACCGCGGAACGCGAUGAGCAAGGUCGAUUCACAGUACAAUUACCGUUUCGAACAAAUGUAAAUGAACUCGGGGAUUCUUUAAAUAUGACAAUUAAACGAUUUUACGCAUUAGAACGGCGGUUAGCUAAAGAUCCGGAUCUUAAAAAACAAUAUUUAAAUUUUAUGAACGAAUAUCAACAACUCGGUCACAUGACAGAAAUUACCCCUGAGGAGAAGGAUCUUAACUCGGUCUAUUAUUUGCCUCACCAUAGUGUGGUGAAGGAAUCGAGCACAACUACAAGAGUACGCGUGGUAUUCGAUGCAUCAGCAAGGACAUCUUCUAAUUUAUCGUUGAAUGACGUAUUGAUGACUGGCCCGAUUAUACAAGAUAGUUUGUUCGCAAUAUUAGUUCGUUUUAGAGUGCACAAAUAUGUGUUUACAGCUGAUGUAAGAAAGAUGUACAGACAGGUCAAUGUUUAUGAACCGCAUCGUAACUAUCAGAGAAUUAUAUGGCGCCCAAAUGAAAGGGAACCUGUACGGCAUUUUAAAUUAAAUACGCUAACAUACGGUACAGCGUCGGCUUCAUUUGAGGCUAUACGAGCUCUUCAUCAAACAGCAAUAGACAAACGGGACGCGUACCCUGAGGCAUGUAACAUUAUUCUAAUGGACUUUUACGUAGAUGAUCUAAUCUCAGGAUCCGAUACAAUCAAGAGCGCGAAAGAUCUGGUUCAUAAUAUAAACACAGUACUAAGCAGCGGAUGUUUUCAACUACAUAAAUGGAAUAGCAACAAUGAAAAAAUAAUUGAGUCAUUACAAGCGGAACCGAGUACUGAUCAGAUACAACUGCCUCAGGAAGUCAAUUCGAAGACACUUGGUCUGUCAUGGAAUACUAGUAACGAUACAUUACAUUAUCAGGCAAGCAACAUAAGUAAUAAAUCGACUAAGGUUACUAAGAGAAAAAUAUUAUCAUUUAUAGCGCAGUUGUUUGAUCCGUUAGGAUUAAUUAGUCCGACGAUCGUCAUAGGGAAAAUUAUCAUGCAAAAAAUUUGGAAGGCAGGAAUCGGUUGGGACGAGUCGUUGCCCCUUGAGAUAUUCACGAUAUGGAAUCAAUUUUUCGAGGGUAUGAAAAACAUGAACGAAAUUUCGAUACCCAGAUGCGCAUGGGGUCAACGGUAUCAUAGUGUACAAUUACACGGAUUUAGCGACGCCUCGGAAGUAGCCUACGGCGCAUGCAUAUAUGUUAGAUCAGAAGACGAAGCUGGUAAUAUCACGUCUAAAAUCUUAUGCGCUAAAUCACGCGUGGCCCCGUUAAAAACGGUAAGUUUACCGCGGCUCGAGUUGUGUGGUGCGUUACUUUUAGCGCGAUUGCAUCAACAAGUAGUAGAGGCUUUAAGUCGUCUUGAUAGUCAACAUUGUGAUAGCUUCUAUUGGUGCGAUUCCACCAUUGUUUUAUCAUGGGUUACCACUGAACCCAGCCGGUUAAAAACAUUCGUAGCAAAUCGAACUGCUGAAAUACAGCGACUUACUGACGUCAAUCGUUGGUCUCAUGUGGUGAGUGACGAAAAUCCCGCGGAUAUCAUAACAAGGGGGAUGAGUCUAGGCAAGCUAGCAACAACUCGGUUGUGGUGGCACGGGCCACCGUGGUUGAAACUCAAAUCUGAGGCCUGGCCUAUCGUAAAUACUGUUCCUCAAACUACAGUCCUUCCCGAGUUAAAGGAUAAUGAGGUGGUAUGCACUACGGUUAAAUUCAGUUGUGAUUUAUUUCAUCGGUUCUCAUCAUACAUGAAAUUACUUCGCGUUACAGCCUAUUGCUUGCGAUUUAUUAAAAACGUAAGGGGGAGGCAGAAAUGUACCGGACUGUUAUCGGUCAAUGAAUUGAACGAAUCAUUAUUCACGCUGGUUAGAAUGAUGCAAUCCAUGCAUUUUGCGCCUGAAAUCAAUGACUUAGAACGCAAAGAAACAAUACGUGCAAAUAGCAGAAUACUGUCACUAAAUCCAUUCUUAGAUGAGCAUCGUAUAUUAAGAGUAGGGGGUCGUUUAAGAUAUUCCGAGCUACCAUAUGAGCGGAGGCAUCCGAUGUUGCUACCGAGCAAUCAUUCACGCGCAUGA
Monomorium pharaonis (pharaoh ant) is the source of this 4026-nucleotide messenger RNA. RefSeq lists its product as uncharacterized. The record is from RefSeq and is a predicted model, not a curated record. The transcript has a single exon. NCBI's taxonomy places the organism in Eukaryota, Metazoa, Arthropoda, Insecta, Hymenoptera, Formicidae. The coding region runs from base 1 to 4026 and encodes 1341 amino acids.